AUGGUUAGCGACUUUUCUUACGUAGUUCUUACAGUUUUUGCUUCCUUCUUCCAGGCUAGCUCCAGUACCCCAGCCAGCACCCCAACACAAUCCCCAGCAGCAACCCCAUCCUCAGGCUCUACCCAGGGAGACCUGGACCUGUUCAGUGAGACUGGUGGUGGAGUUGGCAUUAAGGGGGAGGACACCAGGGCCAAGAAACACCUCUCCAAGGACUCCAUCCUGUCCCUGUAUGGGAACACCAGUAUGCCUCAGAUGCCCCAGCACCAGCAGGCCCCGCCUGCUGGAAUAUACAUGAACCCCGCCCAGAUGCAGUUUCCAGUAGGCAUCCCCCAGCAGCAGGUCCCCACUGGCUACCAGGCCUUUCCUGGCAUGGGCACGGGCAUGCCCCCCACCACCGUCAUGGGUGCCAUGAUGGCUCAGAGCGGAGCCGCCAUGAUGGGACCCAACACAGGCAUGAUGGUUGGCAUGACGAUGCCCAACGGUUUCAUGGGACAAGCGCCUGCGGCCGGGAUGGUUGGCAUGGCUCCGAGGAUGAUGGGGGUACCCCAGGGGGGGAUGCCCGCGGGUAUGGUGCCCGCUCAGGGCAUGCAGGGGAUGUAUGCCGUCCAGCCUGGGCAGCAGGGCCAGUGGAACAUGGGACAGAUGAACCAGCAGAUGUCAGGGAUGAGUCUGAACGGUGCCGGGGGGGCAUGGCCUUUCGGUCAGCCUGCCUCCACCAUGGGAGGCUGGGCCGCUUCACCCUCCGGUCAGACACUCAGCACACAGCUCUGGAAGUGA
Molecule: messenger RNA, 777 nt
Organism: Coregonus clupeaformis (lake whitefish)
Lineage: Eukaryota; Metazoa; Chordata; Actinopteri; Salmoniformes; Salmonidae
Product: stromal membrane-associated protein 1-like
Exons: 3
Coding region: 1-777 (258 amino acids)
Biological process (GO): regulation of clathrin-dependent endocytosis
Molecular function (GO): GTPase activator activity
Source: RefSeq, a predicted model, not a curated record